Cyanidioschyzon merolae strain 10D is the source of this 1230-nucleotide messenger RNA. Its product is annotated as eukaryotic translation initiation factor eIF-2B alpha subunit. The record is from RefSeq and is a predicted model, not a curated record. The coding region runs from base 1 to 1230 and encodes 409 amino acids. The transcript has a single exon. Lineage: Eukaryota; Rhodophyta; Bangiophyceae; Cyanidiales; Cyanidiaceae. Gene Ontology annotation, cellular component: eukaryotic translation initiation factor 2B complex. Gene Ontology annotation, biological process: translational initiation. Gene Ontology annotation, molecular function: translation initiation factor activity; guanyl-nucleotide exchange factor activity.
AUGCAUGAGCCGUCAAUACGGGAACGGGUCUCGAAAGACGUUCAACCUGACUCUGGCUCGCUCGUGAGCACAUCGACAGCCACGAACGCGGGGCGCGCUGCCCCUUGGACGAGUGUUCCGAGCAGUGAGGGUGCGUGUGCCGCUCCCACUGGAACCGACGGUAGCUCGAUUUUUACACAACGUAAGCAAUCGCAGCUUGAUGUGACCUAUCUUUUGGCCGCACAGGCGAAACCCGGGCAGCCCCACGAAGUUGCCGGCGUCCCAGAGCCUGAGUUCGAUGUUCUUACGCGGUUUCGCUCGGAGCUCGCGCGAGAGACGCCGGCAGCUCCGGCGGCUGUCCACGUGCUCACCGAUCUGAUACGAUGUUCUCGCUCGGAAACCAUUUAUGGCCUUGAGCUAGAAGUCAGACGCGCCUGCGACAAGAUGAUCUCGUACGCUCGUUCGAGUGAACUCUCCGUGAGGGCUGCGUGCGAGCUUUUUGUGAAGUUCAUAACAAGGACCUCCUUCGACUUCCCGGACUUUGCGGAGUGCAAGAUGCGGCUAAUUCAACGCGGCGAGCACUUUCGCGCAAUGACGGACACGUGUCGGGAACGUAUUGCUGUUUUCGGUGAGCCCUUCAUUCUCCAGGGAAGCAAUAUCCUUACUCAUGGUGGAUCACGUGUGGUAUUCAGCAUUAUCGAGCGCGCGGCUCGCAUGAAACGAAAGCAGUUUCGUGUUGUGGUCGUAGAAGGCCGCGGUCGCCAUGAUGCUGCGCUUUCUUCGGGGAUGACGGCCAAAACGUUGCGUUUCUGUUGCGACGUCAUGCGUCUCGGUAUUCAGGUCACCAUCAUUCCUGACAGUGCGGUUCCUGCUGCAAUGGAAGUCAUUGAUAUCGUGCUUUUGGGCGCUGAAGCGAUCGCCGAGAGCGGCGCCGUCAUCAAUCAGGUCGGUAGCCUGGGCAUCGCCCUCGCGGCAAAGACUUUCAAUGUUCAGGUUUUCAUCGCUGCAGAAUCAUACAAGUUCGUGCGCAUUUACCCACUGACGCAACGCGACAUUAGUAAGACUGAUUCGGACCACGCGCCACGAUCCUACAGACAAAUGACGCGCCACGAGGAGAUUCCCAAACAGUUGCAGUUCGAGUGCCCACCCAGUGACUUGACUCCGGGGUCGUACAUACAUCUUUUAAUCACGGAUCUUGGGGUGCUUACGCCUGCAGCCGUCUCCGAGGCGCUGAUGAAAAUGUAUCAUUAA